Molecule: messenger RNA, 582 nt
Organism: Caenorhabditis angaria
Lineage: Eukaryota; Metazoa; Nematoda; Chromadorea; Rhabditida; Rhabditidae
Source: the annotation of a GenBank genome assembly
AUGAAGUAUCUAACUCUUCUCAUUGUUCUUGUUGCUUCAGUUUUUGCCGCCAAUCAGUGCCCAGAUCUUGAUAUUUCUUGGCAAAACCAGUAAGUUCUUAUCGAGUAAUAUUUUUCAAUGAAUGUUACUAAUAUCAGAUGUUUCUACUAUGACAAACUUCGCGGAACCUUUGAUGAUUCGAAUGAUGCUUGUGUUAGAGCUGGUUAUCAUUUCGCAAAAAUUUAUAACAUGAUUGAAAAUCGUGCUAUUCAAGGUAAAUCGUGCAGAUUGAACAAACUAAAGUUGAACAUUUUAUUUCCAGAUUUUGCCGUUGAAAAACUGGACUCUGAUUUCGAAUACUACUGGGUUGGUGCAUCAAAUCGAGGUGGAAAUUGGACAUGGACUGAUGGAUCUCCAUUGAACUUCACAAAUUGGAGAGAUAGAACACCUUCAGAAACUAAUCAAUGCCUAGGAAUAAUGAUGUCUACUGGAAAAUGGGUGCCAAGAGAUUGUAGUGAGAAAUAUCAAAGUGUUUGUGCUGUUGAUGCAAAUGUUGGACCAACUCCUUCUGGAACUUGCCCACCAUGUCCAGCAUGUGUUUGA